AUGCCGUUCUACAGGCGCACGGUGGUGCCCCAGCGCCUGUGCCCGCUCAACUCGCCGCAGCCGCUGGCCGAGCUCCGCGACGUGAGCCACCUGGCCGCGCUCAGCCUGCUCCGGCAGCUCGCCGACCUCUGUGGCCACUCGCUGGCUCUGCUCGAGGACCUCGAGGGGCACCUGCUGGCCCUGGGGCGCCGCACCGACAGCCUGUACCGGCGCGCCGCGCGCCUCCGCCGCCGCCUUCCCUGCCGCCUGCUUGGCCCUGAGGACGACGAGGAAGAGCUAGCUGCAGCUAACUCGGGUCGGGAAAAUGCGACAGCGACUGCCCACUCGAGGUCGUCAUGGCGACAGCCAGUGAACGUGUUCCUCUCCCCGGGCAGGCCCCCGAGUGUAGAGGAGCUGCUUCGCGAGGCGCAGCUCAAUCUCCAGAGCCUGUUGCAAGAAGAAUAUGAGGAACAGUACUCGGAGGCCAGACUUCUGGGGCAGACCUUCCGCUCUUCUGAUGAGGCCCCUGAGCCCACCCCCAGCCCAAGGCCCCAGUCUGCCAGGCGUCUGGAGUUUGUAUUGAUGCCUACAAAACGGCAGCUGAGCGAGGAUGAGACCACCACCCAGGGUGUGAGGGCCCCCGAGGCCUUGCCGGGCCUGCCUACCACAGCCGACAAGCAAACUGCCUGGAAUAGCCCCUUCCCUCUGCCCAUCCUAGAGGAGAAGCGGUGGCCUCAGCCUUGCUCCACGCACUCUGACAUUGUGCCCAUCAACGUCUCUGGGCAGCAGUUUGAUAAACAUGCAAGUUUGCGACACUCGUUGUUUAACACAGAGACAGCCGUGAACCCUAAGUCCACCCUGAGGCGGAGGCGGACCAUUAUUGGAUUCUCUAACUUUUCCCAGCGAGACCAAGGUCACAGCAACAGCCCAGUAGGCAGUGUGGCCCACUCUACCACCUCCGACAUCAGGCCCAGUCACUCAGUUCUGGAAGGUGUUCAUGGAAGAGUUGCGGUUGGUCAGGAAGCUCGGUUCCCAAGCGUCACAUCGCCAAUACUGAGAAAUCCUUCGAGUGAGCCGGAAGAACCUCCUCAGGCACGGAGCGGCCCAAACCCUCCUGGUAUGGAGAGCGUGGGAAUGGUGUACAGCGUCCCUAAUCCUUGCAAUGGACCCACAGAAUCGACGUUCUCCACUUCCUGGAAGGGAGAUGCUUUUACCUACAUGACUCCAUGUGCCACCAGCCAGAGAAAUCAAGUCAAUGAAAAUGGAAAACAUCCUUCCUCUGGGAAUUCUUGGGUCUCUCUGAACACACUCCCACCUCUGGUUCCUAAGGAGGCUGCUACCCUCUUUGUCGCUCGUGAUAUCCCAGCAGGAUGCAGUGGGUUAACUGGCCACUCUGAGCACCCUACUCAACGAAGGCAAGUACCGGAAAGACCCUCCAAGAUUGGCCCUCUGACCGGUGCUACCUCAAAGCUGGAGACAGGCCCAGGCGGAGCCAGCAGAUUCCGGGAACGGUCACUGUCUGUGCCCACAGACUCGGGCACCACAGAUGUGGACUAUGACAAGGAGCAGAAGGCCAGUGAGGCCUGUGCCAUACCUUAUGCCAGUACAAGUUCUGAGGGCAGCAACAGUGCUGACAACAUUGCCUCCCUCAGUGCCCAACAGGAGGCCCAGCACAGAAGGCAGAGGUCCAAGAGUAUCUCACUCAGGAAGGCCAAAAAGAAGCCUUCCCCGCCAACGCGCAGUGUCUCACUGGUCAAAGAUGAGCCAGUCCUCUUGCCAGAAGGGGGAUCUGCGCUACCCAAGGACCAGAGGCCCAGGAGCCUUUGCCUCUCCUUGGAAUACCAAGGACAUCACUCAUCCCACCCAGAUGCUCAGGGUCACCCAGCUGUGCCAACCCUCAAAGAUCCAGAAGGUACACAAUUUUCCCACCACUGGUAUCUUACUGACUGGAAGUCUGGUGACACCUACCAAUCCUUGUCCAGCUCCAGCACUGCCACUGGCACCACGGUCAUUGAGUGCACCCAAGUUCAGGGCAGCUCAGAGUCUCUGGCCUCACCUUCCACCUCCAGAGCCACUACACCUUCCCAACUCUCCAUCGAGGUGGAAGCCAGGGAGGUAUCCUCCCCAGGAAGGCCCACUGGACUGAUGUCACCCUCCAGUGGCUACUCCAGCCAGUCGGAGACACCAACACCCACUGUCUCCAUGUCCUUGACCCUUAGCCACUUUCCUCCUCCAAGCAGCAGCGUCCGGGUACGUCCAGUGGUACCAGAGAGGAAGUCGUCACUACCCCCAACAUCACCAAUGGAGAAAAUUCCCAAGUCUCGGCUAUCAUUUGACCUACCAUUGACCACUUCAACCAACCUGGAUCUGUCAGGGAUGAGUAUCUCCAUCCGAAGCAAAACCAAGGUGAGCAGGCAUCACUCAGAUACAAAUUUCGGGGCCAAGCUGGCCCAGAAAACUAGUCCCAACCAGCCAAUCAUGCCCAUGGUUACUCAGUCUGACCUACGUUCUGUUCGCCUGAGGUCAGUCAGCAAGUCUGAGCCGGAAGAUGACAUUGAGAGCCCUGACUAUACUGAGGAACCCAGAGCAGAAGAAGUCUUCACCUUGCCAGAGAGAAAGAUGAAACCUCCCAUAGCUGAGAAGCCUCCGCUGGCCCGAAGACCUCCGAGCUUGAUCCACAAGCCACCAUCUGUCCCCGAGGAGUACCCACUCACUUCGCCUACCUUGACUAUAACCCCCAAGAGCUCAAUUCAACACGUGAGACCACUCUCUCAAGACAGCUACACGGUGGUGCGGAAACCAAAGAGCUCCAGCUUCCCCAAUGGCAGAAGCCCAGGCGAGUCGACAGCACCCUCGUCUGUUGUUUUCAUGCCUUUUGCCAGUUCCUCUGGUGCUUUCUUCUCAGGAACCCAGCAGCUUCCCCAGGGAAGUAUGGAGGACGAGGGCCCCAAGGUGAGAGCCCUGCCUGAAAGAAUUAGCCUCCAGAGCCAAGAAGAAGCUGAGAAAAAGAAAGGCAAGAUUCCACCUCCUGUGCCAAAAAAGCCCAGCGUGUUAUACCUGCCUCUUACCUCCCCCACAGCCCAAAUGGAGGCCUACGUGGCAGAACCAAGGCUGCCCCUCAGCCCCAUCAUCACCCUGGAGGAAGACGCCAAGUGUCCCAGCGCCAGGGAUGGUGAAAGGGCGACUUCACCUCCACAGGCUGACAGUGAAAAGGAGGCAAGCCCUCUGGGGAGUUCUGUGGAACCAAGUACCGAAGAAAAAAGUUUAAUCAGUGAUAAAACAGCUGAAUGGAUUGUGGAGGAUGAUGAUGACGUGUUUGUGGCUUCACGCACGACUGAAGAUUUAUUUACUGUGAUACACAGGUCCAAGAGAAAGCUACUCGGCUGGAAGGAGCCUGGUGAGACCUUUGCCUGCAGCAGACAGAGCUCCCACUCUCCGAUAAAGAACACGGCUGAGUCUCCGAUCAGUGAGUCGGCUGCCACCGCAGGGUCGGGCAGCAGUGCCAACCUAGAUGCUGGCAGAAAUGAUGAUUUCAAGGCCUUGCUACAGAAGAAGGGAAGCAAGGCAACUCCAAAAUCCCGCCCCUCAGCAGCCGAACUGCUGAAGACCACUAAUCCACUGGCUCGGAGAAUUAUUGCACAAUUUUCAAAAGACUAUGAAACCACUGAUAACCCUAGUACCUAAGCCCUGGGUUCAACAAGCGGGGUUUACUUACUAAACUUGGGUAGAGAAGGGGAAAGAGAAAAGGUUUUAAAAAGGAACCUUGGGAAUAACAACAGAGCCUACAUUUCUAUCACAUUAACUCACAUUCUGGGCGGCAGGAGAGAGGCCGCCUCAUCUAGAGCUAAAGUCAUCAGGCACUUAAUCAUCUCGAGACACUUUACAUUUUCAUACUUACAGUCUUGCCUUGACUGACUCCCGAGUUUCUUCUUCUUUUCCCCCAGUGGUGCGCACUAACUCAGAAGUUCUCAGAUGUGAGGGCACAUGUGCCACCUUUUCCGUC
This is a messenger RNA of Propithecus coquereli (Coquerel's sifaka), 3982 nucleotides long. RefSeq names its product NHS-like 2 (gene NHSL2). The transcript has 8 exons. Gene Ontology annotation, biological process: cell differentiation. The coding region runs from base 1 to 3663 and encodes 1220 amino acids. Lineage: Eukaryota; Metazoa; Chordata; Mammalia; Primates; Indriidae. The record is from RefSeq and is a predicted model, not a curated record.